AGUGAAGUAAGUAUAAGGUUCUACUGAACUGAUAGCUGCAUAAGUAACAUCGCUUCAUUCUUGAUCCCUCUUCGAUCUGCAUCACCGAUCUUCUUCUAAUAUGAUAAAUUAACAACAACAAUCACAAUCAUUAUUAUAUUAAUAUUUAUCAUAUUUAAGACUAGAUCGGAAUCAUUCUGUUAAACCCUAACCAGAUCCAAUCUCAAUUCUCAAUUCUCAACGCCACCAUGGCUACGGUGUCGAAAAAACCUCGCAACCGCGAAAUUCUCUUCGACUCCGUAAUCGCACUCGUCUUCAUCCUCGUCGCCUGCGUCGACCUCUGUGACGGCGCCACCGUAGUAGAUGUUUACCGUCUUAUCCAAUACGAUAUCUCCGGUGUUCCGUUUGGAUCUCGUCUUGCUAGCAUCAAUCACCACGCUGCUUCUCUUCAUUUCGCUCCGAGUGCUGAUCUCUCUCGUACUGUUCUUCUUAUUCCUCUUCGUGAACUCAACAUGUCCUUUGUUCAAGAGUAUAUUGGUGGUAGCAAGCCUCUGGGGGGUUUAAUAUUUUUGCUGCCCCAGAUAUUCAGUUUUAAAAACAAAGGUGGUGCGAGUAGUAAUCAUGAUGAUGGGAGCAAAGAACCGCUGAAGAAUGUGCUGGACAAGCUUGAACAAAUACUUAUACACACCAACUUACCUUAUCCUGUUUAUUUUGCUUUUGAGGAUGAUAACAUUGACACCGUGUUAUUGGAUAUCAAGAAGAAUGAUGCCUCUGGUCAGCCUGCUACUGCAACUACUGGCGGGUACAAGUUUGUAGUUUCAGCCACUGAACCAAAGAAAGUUGGAUCUCCACCCAUUACAAAUAUUCAGGGAUGGUUGCCAGGGCUGAAGACAGAUGGUGAUUCUCAUCAAUUACCCACCAUUGCGAUAGUGGCAUCAUAUGACACCUUUGGGGCUGCUCCGGCGUUAUCAGUGGGAAGCGACAGCAAUGGAAGUGGCAUUGUGGCUCUUCUUGAAGUAGCUAGAUUAUUUUCUCUUUUAUAUUCAAAUCCGAAGACAAGAGGACAAUACAAUCUGCUGUUUGGGCUAACGUCUGGUGGGCCUUACAACUACAAUGGAACCCGUAAGUGGCUUCAGAGCUUUGAUCAACGUCUGCGCGAGAGCAUUGACUAUGCUAUUUGCUUAGAUAGUAUUGGCUCAUGGGAAAAUGAUCUAUGGAUUCAUGUGUCUAAGCCUCCAGAAAAUGCCUUUAUUAAACAAAUUCUAGAAGAUUUUUCAAGUGUUGCAGAAGAUUUAGGUUUCCAAGUUAAUCUGAAGCAUAAGAAAAUAAAUAUUUCAAAUCCUCGAGUAGCUUGGGAGCAUGAACAGUUUUCAAGGCUGAGAGUUACUGCUGCCACCCUCUCUGAACUCUCUACGGCACCUGAAUUGCUACAGAGCACCGGUGGUUUGGUCGAUGGCAGGCAAUUUGUCAACGAAGCAGCAAUUGUCAGAAGUGUGAAACUAAUUGCUGAGUCUCUCGCGAAACAUAUUUAUGGGCAUCAAGGAAAGAACGUACAGAUCUUUGCAGACAACAGUAAUUUGGCUGUAAAUCCUUCUUAUAUUCGAUCAUGGUUAGAUGUUUUGUCCCGAACACCUCGAGUAGCACCAUUUUUAUCAAAAGACGAUCCUUUUAUUACGGCAUUGAAAAAGGAAUUAGAAGAUCAUACCGAUGAAGUUAAUCUACAACGAGAAGUGCUAGAUGGGAUGUUCACUUUCUAUGAUUCAACGACAGCACAGCUGAACAUAUAUCAGGUUGCAAGUGUCACGUUUGACUUGCUGUUGCUUCUAGUGUUGGGAUCAUAUUUAAUUGUGCUCUUCAGUUUCUUGGUCAUCACUACGAGGGGUCUUGAUGAUCUAAUCAGUUUAUUUCGGCGGCCUCCUUCACGAAAAAUGAAGACUGCAUAAUGACAGGCAGGAUUGUGCUCCCAUGUUUGGUCUACGCAGUUCUCAAGUUUUAAUUAAAUAGUUUCUUAGGAUGGAAGUUUCUAAUGAAAAGCUUUGUAGUGGAUUAUAUUCAUUAGUUGUUAAGUUCAGCUGGUUUAGUGGUUAAAAACAAGUGUUUUUGCCUGUGCUAAAAUUAUGAACGCCAAAUUUUUGAUAUUCUUUGCCCGUCUUAUUUGGUGCAUUUAUGUAGAGGAAAAGGGUUGCUAAUUUUCUGUGUAGCUAGAUAUUGUUCACUAUUUACUUUGAUGUAGCUCAAUAAAAGAUUGAUUUGGUUAAUUUAUAAAA
Molecule: messenger RNA, 2246 nt
Organism: Medicago truncatula (barrel medic)
Lineage: Eukaryota; Viridiplantae; Streptophyta; Magnoliopsida; Fabales; Fabaceae
Product: nicalin
Exons: 14
Coding region: 228-1922 (564 amino acids)
Biological process (GO): regulation of signal transduction
Cellular component (GO): membrane
Source: RefSeq, a predicted model, not a curated record